Molecule: messenger RNA, 1162 nt
Organism: Marasmius oreades (fairy-ring Marasmius)
Lineage: Eukaryota; Fungi; Basidiomycota; Agaricomycetes; Agaricales; Marasmiaceae
Exons: 5
Coding region: 25-1140 (371 amino acids)
Biological process (GO): L-citrulline biosynthetic process
Cellular component (GO): mitochondrion
Molecular function (GO): amino acid binding; ornithine carbamoyltransferase activity
Source: RefSeq, a predicted model, not a curated record
CCAUUACCCGCCCACGGCUAAGCUAUGGGGAUGCUUCCCAAAAUUCCGCCACAUUUGAUGACACUGGCUGACCUUACAGUUCCCCAAAUCAAUCGUUUACUCGCACAUUCCUUCUAUUCCAAGCAAUUAAGCAAACCUUGGCUGAAACCCCAUACUCCCAAUACCAAGAAGCAUUCAUUGAAAUUACCUUCCCAAAGCCUUUUCAACAAAACUGUUGCUUUACUCUUUUCGAAAAGGAGUACACGAACCCGUGUAUCUGCAGAGACAAGUGCCACCCUUCUUGGGGGACGGGCACUUUUUUUGGGGAAGGAAGAUAUACAGUUAGGUGUAAACGAGAGCCCUAGGGACACUGCCAGGGUAAUUGGGGGAAUGUGCGAAGGUAUCUUUGCUCGCGUUGGUGAUCAUACAGAAAUUGAAGAACUUGCGAAAUACUCUCCCGUUCCUGUAAUAAACGCCCUCUCUUCUCUGUGGCACCCUACCCAAAUUCUCGCUGAUCUUUUAACGUUACACGAACAUGCACACGAGUUCGCACCUGCAACACAAAAGGAUGACCUUUCUCAUCUCCAAACGUCGAUAAAAGCGCGAAAACACCAAAAAGUGCAAAGUUUCCCCGACCUCAGGCCUCUUACUGUCGCUUAUAUCGGUGAUUCCGCUAACGUGUUGCACGAUAUGCUGGUCACCUACCCGAGGUUAGGACAUCAACUUCGUGUGGCGAGCCCGGAGAAAUAUAGGGCUCCUCCUGAAGUUUGGAAAAAGGUAGAGGAACUCGAAUGUGACAAGGGAAUCUGGUGGGGAACUGAUCCCCGUGAAGCCGUGAAUGGUGCAGAUGUAGUCAUCACAGACACUUGGAUUUCGAUGGGGCAGGAAGCGGAGAAAGCUCAGAGGUUGCAAGAUUUCGACGGCUACCAAGUGACUGAGGCCCUUUGCCGGGAAGGAGGUGCUAACCCUGACUGGAAGUUCAUGCACUGCCUACCCAGGAAGCAAGAUGAAGUUGACGAUGAGGUCUUCUAUGGUCCCCGGUCCCUCGUCUUUCCAGAGGCGGACAAUCGCAAAUGGACCAUCAUGGCCAUCUUCGACCUCUUUGUCGGAAAAUGGAGUAUUGAGGACAAACGUGAAGGAAAAACGGAAGGAUCGAACUAGUAGACAAAGUUAUGCCAUGCAA